GAUAAAAAACAGCUUAAAUUUUAAAGAUGACCAAAUUUCAUUUAAAUAAUUUCAAAUGAUGACUAUGAUGACCUUUGUGUUAUGAUUUUAUUUACUUUCAUCUAGUCUAAACGUUUUUCUAAUUCCAUUCAUCAAAUUAAUCGUCAAAGAGUAAGGAAGAACCUUACUCUUGGUUUCUAUCCAACAUCAAUUUUAUGAGUGUUCAUCUUUAAACUACUCUGUUCUCAUUUGUAUUUCUUUUUAACCAUCUUUAGUGAUCUUAUAUUUUCAAAUUUUCUUCUCGUAUCUCAAACACGAUGAAUUUUCAACAUUAUAUCUAUUUGGUCAGUGAACAUAUCAACAAUAAACGUGGUGUUCCCUUGUCUCGCCUAUUAACCUAUCAAGACACCGAUCAUGCUACCAAUGAAGCAAUUAUGAACGAGGUGAAUCAAAAUUAUGUCAACAACCAUGUUCAUCCAAAUUGGUCACAAAUUAUUUUUGGUCAUAUCCAUUGUUGUUUUCUUCUGGCUAAUGGGGACUAUAUUUAUGCUUAUAAAGAACAGGCUAACUGCGUCGGUAUGUUAAGUAAAGCAUUGGCCACCAUGAAAGAAGAAAAUUGGAUGGUUCCAGUUAUUUGUGUAAUGGCUCGUGAUUUAAGGUUAUUAGCAAUUGCUGCUGACAUUCAAAAUGGUCAUAAAAAUUCUGGAAAAUCAAGAGAUGGGCUUUACAUUCCUAACGAGUAUUUGGAAAAGGCAGCUGAGCCUCUGAUGUCAAUGUUUCGAGCUGUUGCCAAUGAUUGCAGAACUACUAUGGAAAAGUCAAAAAGAAUAGCCAUGAUGAAUCUUGUUAAUCAAUUAUUCAAGAUUUACUUUCGUGUGAAUAAACUGCAUUUAUGUAAGCCAUUGAUCCGAGCUUUGGAUAAUGCCAAUAUCAUGACGUACUUCACCAAAGCCCAAAAAGUUACCUACUUUUAUUAUCUUGGCAUGAAGCACAUGUUCGAUUCUGACUACAAAAAUGCUGAUAAAAUGUUAUCAUUUUCAUUUGCAAAUUGUCAUUCCAGUUCUCGCAAGAACAAAAGACUCGUCUUAAUUUUUCUGAUACCCGUAAAAAUGCUUUUAGGUGUCAUGCCAACACAAAAACUACUGGAGAAAUACAACCUUAUGCCAUUCGCACCAGUAACCCAAGCUGUUAAAGAAGGUAACUUAAAUGCUCUGGAUAAUGCUCUGGAAACAUACUCUGACUUUUUCUGGAAAUAUGGCAUUUAUCUUAUCUUAGAUAAACUAAAGAUUAUUGCUUAUAGGAAUGUUUUCAAGAAAGUUUGCCUUAUACUCAAAACUCAUCAAGUCCCUAUUGAAUCCUUUCGACAUGUUCUUCAAUUUUUAAGAAAUGAAAACGUUUCUAUUGAAGAGGUUAAUUGUAUUUUGGCUAACCUUAUUUAUGAAGGUAAAAUUAAGGGAUAUAUUUCCCUGGCUCAUCAAAAACUAGUAAUUUCCAAGCAAAAUCCUUUCCCGCCUUUAACUCAAUUGUCAUAAGAGAAAUGAUCAACUUUGCCGAGUAAUAAAGAACCACAAUUUUAAAAAACUA
Tetranychus urticae (two-spotted spider mite) is the source of this 1563-nucleotide messenger RNA. The record is from RefSeq and is a predicted model, not a curated record. Lineage: Eukaryota; Metazoa; Arthropoda; Arachnida; Trombidiformes; Tetranychidae.